Messenger RNA from Oryza sativa Japonica Group (Japanese rice), 1463 nucleotides. RefSeq names its product aspartic proteinase nepenthesin-1. Lineage: Eukaryota; Viridiplantae; Streptophyta; Magnoliopsida; Poales; Poaceae. The record is from RefSeq and is a predicted model, not a curated record. Gene Ontology annotation, cellular component: extracellular region.
AGCUAGUACUCAUCAACUUCGAUCACAAUCAAGCAUCAAUUCCUCAUUAGCAUCGCUGGUUGAUACUAAACUAACAGUAGCCAUAAUCAUGGGAAGGCCAGUGGCAACGCUGCUGGUGCUGUGCUUCAUCUCUGUCACGGCGCGCGCCGCCGCGUUCCGCGUGCACGGCCGCCUCCUCGCCGACGCCGCGACGGAGGGAGGCGCCGUCGUGCCCAUCCACUGGACCCAGGCAAUGAACUACGUCGCGAACUUCACCAUCGGCACGCCGCCGCAGCCGGCGUCGGCGGUCAUCGACCUCGCCGGGGAGCUCGUCUGGACGCAGUGCAAGCAGUGCAGCCGCUGCUUCGAGCAGGACACGCCCCUGUUCGACCCGACCGCGUCGAACACCUACCGGGCGGAGCCGUGCGGCACCCCGCUCUGCGAGUCCAUCCCGAGCGACAGCCGCAACUGCUCCGGCAACGUGUGCGCGUACCAGGCGUCCACCAAUGCCGGGGACACCGGCGGCAAGGUCGGCACCGACACCUUCGCCGUCGGGACGGCCAAGGCGAGCCUCGCGUUCGGGUGCGUCGUGGCGAGCGACAUCGACACCAUGGGCGGGCCUUCCGGGAUCGUCGGGCUAGGGAGGACGCCGUGGUCGCUCGUCACCCAGACGGGCGUCGCCGCGUUCUCCUACUGCCUGGCGCCGCACGACGCCGGGAGGAACAGCGCGCUGUUCCUCGGCUCCUCCGCGAAGCUCGCCGGCGGCGGCAAGGCCGCCUCGACGCCGUUCGUCAACAUCUCCGGCAACGGCAAUGACCUGAGCAACUACUACAAGGUCCAACUCGAAGGGCUGAAAGCCGGCGACGCGAUGAUCCCGCUGCCGCCGAGCGGCAGCACCGUCCUGCUCGACACCUUCUCGCCGAUCAGCUUCCUCGUCGACGGCGCCUACCAGGCCGUCAAGAAGGCGGUGACGGCCGCCGUCGGCGCACCGCCGAUGGCGACGCCGGUGGAGCCGUUCGACCUCUGCUUCCCGAAAUCGGGGGCGAGCGGCGCGGCGCCGGACCUCGUGUUCACGUUCCGGGGCGGCGCCGCCAUGACGGUGCCGGCGACGAACUACCUGCUCGACUACAAGAACGGCACGGUGUGCCUCGCCAUGCUGAGCUCGGCGCGGCUGAACUCGACGACGGAGCUGAGCUUGCUGGGAAGCUUGCAGCAGGAGAACAUCCAUUUCCUCUUCGACCUCGACAAGGAGACGCUCUCCUUCGAGCCUGCAGACUGCACUAAACUCUCCUAGCUAAUCAAUGGCUGCUGUGCUGCUACUUAAUUACUUUCAGGAAGCAGGAGAGUGCAGGCUAUAUGUAUGUGUACUUCUGAAUAACGCAGCCAUAUAUGCGGCAUGAGCUGCACGCUGCUCAUGUUGGUGAAAAUAAUACCCCCAUUCUUAUUAUUCUGUGGCGAUAUAUUCUGGACUACUUCGAUUUCAA